Messenger RNA from Acanthosepion pharaonis, 2982 nucleotides. The record is from the annotation of a GenBank genome assembly. Lineage: Eukaryota; Metazoa; Mollusca; Cephalopoda; Sepiida; Sepiidae.
AUGAUAUGCCCUGAUGAAAAUGGCAAACGCCUCGUCUGUGACGUCUCUGUAAUUUCGCACCUCCUGUUCACAGAAGAGUUGCCAUCACUAACUAACAUGCCUAGAAGGGGGAGAAAAGAGAGAGAAAUGGAAUUCCUACAAAAUUUGGCAAAUUCCCUGAAAAGUGCCCGAACUGUCGAAUUACCAUCUGAUGACCGUUCGGCCUUUUACAUGCUCAUGACCAUGGUAGUGGCAAAUCAGCACAAGUCUGUCACCGACUUGUUGCAGAAUUCCAAGUUUGAUGUCAACUACACAUGUGGCCGUACCCAGCGGAACCUCCUUCAUAUUGCAGCAAACUGUGGGAGCUAUGAGUGCCUGAGCUUACUUGUAAAGAAAGGAGCUGCUGUUAAUGCUCAAGAUGUCUCUGGAUGCACUCCUCUACACCUAGCUGCACGCAAUGGAAAAAGAAAAUGUCUGAACAAACUUCUUGAGUACAAAGCAGAUGUUAACAUCAGAAACAAUGAGGGACUAACCACAAUCCAUUGGUUAGCUGUAAAUGGGAGGACAGAGCUUUUACAUGAUCUGCUGCUGCAUGUUAAUGAUGUUGAUAUUGAGGAUAGCCAAGGACAAACUGCCAUCCAUGUUGCUUGCCAAAAUGGACACAAAUCUACAGUGGUAUGUCUACUGGACAAUGGUGCUGAUAUCAACAGACCAAAUCAUUAUGGUUCUACGCCUCUCCAUUUUGCCUGCAGUCAUGGCCAAAGAGACACAGCUGCCAUACUGCUUCAACGAGGAGCCAAAUUCAUGAGUGAUAAAAAUGGGAAGACACCACUUGAUGUUUCAGUGGAAGGUGGCUAUGCUGAAACAUGUGUCUUACUUCUCUCUUCCAUCCCACGACUCUUUGAUUCUCUAAUUAUGAUGGCACAACGAGAAGAUGUCAAAGAAAAAAUGUUAUUCCGUGUGCUGUCUCACCUUUGCCAAAAUCAGACUGAGGAGAAAUCAGACAGAUUGUUGAUUGGUUUGGCUGAACAAGCCUUUAGUAUUGGGCAGAAACUACUCAGUGUGUCCAGUUCUUUAGAGCCUGAAGUUCACUGCUUACUACGUUGUGUCACCUUUUUGUGUAAGUUGUAUCGACAAGUGUACAGCCUGAAAACCAAGGUGAAUACUUCCAGUGCCCUGAAUAAUGUCUCACCUAUUCCAGCUAAAGCCUGCAAAAUAUUCCAGCCUUUGGAAGUUUUAUGGAAACUCUUGGAUGACUGGCUGAAUUUAUUAGAAGAAGAAUUCAAAAACUUCAACAACUCUGAGAAUGGAAAGAUAACCAAUAUGGAAGCAAUUCAUGCAAGUGAAAUCAAUCCUGAACCUCAGCACAUGUUAGAGCCAAAUCCUUUCUUGACAGUCAACACAGAACAAUCAGAGAAAAACAAAAGUGCAGAUGUUUCCAGUGUGUGGGAGAUGGAAAGUAAAAUGAGCCUGCCAUCCAAUUUGCCAGGAGAUCAGACAUCAGCACGUGCCACAGUUGAGAACAAGGGACAGACAAAGAGUCAAAAUGUUGAGACUAAAAAACUAGGCGUGCAUUCUUGGGAUGGCCUCCAGGGCACAGGGCAGGAGAUCAUCACAGCAACCGUGCCACGUAUUUGUGCAGUCAUACAAGCCUUCUACCAGUGUUGUACAUGCUUCUCACCACAGCCUAUCACAUCACCACGCUUCAUAGAGUUUGUUAGUCAACACAAUAAUGUUUUAAAAUCUUUGGUCGCCAGAAAUCCAAAAGUUAUUUUUGAUCAUUUUCAUUUUUUAUUGGAAUGUCCAGAACUAAUGUCCCAAUUCCUGCAUAUCAUCAAAUCUCAGCCAUUUUCAGCUCGACAGGAAUGGUUCUAUGAAAACCUUCAUCCGGAAGAUUAUGACAACGACAUGUUCCACUCACCAACAUCUCAGGAGUCUUUGGUUAUUGAUAGAAAUCGUUUAUUUGAUAGCAGUUGUGAGGAAUUAAACAAAGCAAGUCCUAGCAAGUUGAAAAAGAAUAUCUCCAUCAAAUUUGAAGGAGAAGAAGGAAUGGGUCUUGGAGUUGUUAGAGAAUGGUUUGAUAUUCUGUCCAAGGAAAUUCUCAAUCCAGAUUAUGGCCUCUUUACACAAUCAGCAGAUGGUUGUACAUUCCAGCCGAACAGUAAUUCCUCCAUCAAUCCUGACCACUUGAACUAUUUUCAUUUUGCUGGCCAAAUGCUUGGCCUUGCUCUUUAUCACAGGCAGCUUCUUAAUGUUUACUUCACUCGUUCUUUUUACAAACACAUUCUUGGAAUUCCAGUCACAUAUAAAGAUGUGGCAUCUAUAGAUCCUGAAUAUGCCAAGAAUUUACAGUGGCUCCUUGACCAUGAUAUCAACAACCUGGGACUGGACCUGACAUUCUCUGUAGAGACAGAUGUGUUUGGUGUACUGCAGGAAAUAGAUCUCAAACCAGGGGGCAGUAAGCUGAUAGUGACAAACAGUAACAAGCAUGAAUAUGUCCAGCUGGUCACUGAAUUACGAAUGACCAAAGCUAUCCAGCGCCAAAUUGACAGCUUUCUCUCUGGCUUCCAUGAAUAUAUUCCACAAUCUUUAGUUCAAAUGUUUAAUGAAUAUGAUUUGGAAUUAAUGCUGUCUGGCCUGCCUACCAUUGACUUGGAAGACUGGAAAACCCAUACAGAGUACAGCAGCUACAUGGAUACAUCUCCUGUCAUUGAGUGGUUUUGGGAUGUUGUGAGUGAAAUGACCUCGCCAGAACGUGUCUUGCUUUUACAGUUUGUCACCGGAAGCUCAAGGGUCCCUUAUGGUGGAUUUGCCAACUUGAAUGGCGUUGGUUCCACUCAAAAGUUUUCCAUUAGUCAUGUAAAAUACAGUCCGCAAGCUCUGCCCACUGCCAGUACAUGUAUAAACCUGUUCAAGCUUCCAGAGUAUCCAACGAGAGAAGAGUUGAAAGAUCGACUUUUAGUAGCAAUCCACUGUGGCAGCCAAGGAUAUGGUGUGGCAUAG